Messenger RNA from Mesorhabditis belari, 768 nucleotides. NCBI's taxonomy places the organism in Eukaryota, Metazoa, Nematoda, Chromadorea, Rhabditida, Rhabditidae. The record is from the annotation of a GenBank genome assembly.
AUGGCCGACGAUGAUCUUGAGCUGAACUUGGGCAAGAAGAAGAAAGUGAAGAAGCUCCUUAAAUUGGACGAUGAGCCAGCCGAUGAGGAGAAUGUUGCUGCGAUUGCUGAUAACAUAGAUGACUUGCAACUUGGCCCAAAGAAGAAGCCGAAGAAGAAGGACAAAGCACUUUUGGAUGAAACAGCGGCUGCGGAGAAAGUCGGAACCGAUGACCUCAAUAUCGGAAUUGGUGCUAGCAACUUGCUUGACGCCAAAGGAGCAUGGCCCGAUUACACCUACCCGGAAAUGCUCACACUGGUCUUCAACGUCAUGAGAGAGAAAAACCCUGAAUUGGCCGGUGAAAAAAAGAAGUUUGCAAUGAAACCACCAGAGGUUCAACGAGCUGGAUCCAAGAAAACGGCCUUCUCCAACUUCAUCGAUAUUUGCCGCGUGUUGAAACGAGACAACAAACACGUUUUGCAGUUCUUGCUAGCCGAGUUGGGAACCACUGGCUCGAUCGAUGGAAACAACUGCCUCAUUUUAAAAGGCAAAUUCCAGCAAAAACAUUUGGAAAGUGUACUUCGCAAAUAUAUCAAAGAGUAUGUGUUUUGUCACACUUGCAAAUCAGCUGACACAAAGCUUGUUAGGGAGACUCGAUUGUUCUUCCUACAAUGUCAGUCUUGUAAUUCUCGUUGUUCGGUUACAGCCAUCAAGACUGGUUUUACUGCUAUGGUUGGAAAGCGUGCUGCCAUUCGACGUGCUCAAGAGGCAACUGGAGUGGUGACGCGG